Molecule: messenger RNA, 246 nt
Organism: Gregarina niphandrodes
Lineage: Eukaryota; Apicomplexa; Conoidasida; Eugregarinorida; Gregarinidae
Product: 40S ribosomal protein S30
Exons: 1
Coding region: 1-246 (81 amino acids)
Biological process (GO): translation
Cellular component (GO): ribosome; cytosolic small ribosomal subunit
Molecular function (GO): structural constituent of ribosome
Source: RefSeq, a predicted model, not a curated record
AUGCGGCUGGGCAGUGGUCCCUCCCACCUGCAGCUCAAAUGUUGUGCUCCCGUAGGCAAAGUACACGGAUCCUUGGCUCGUGCCGGUAAAGUUAAGUCUCAGACCCCGCGUGUCUCCAAGCAGGACAAGGAGAAGCCCUUAACUGGACGCGCCAAGAAACGCAUGCAGUACAACAAACGCUUCAUGACCCUCGCCAAGAAGCAGAUGGGACCCAAGAGAGGACCCAACUCCCAGGCUCAUGCCUAA